Molecule: messenger RNA, 2796 nt
Organism: Pyrenophora tritici-repentis Pt-1C-BFP
Lineage: Eukaryota; Fungi; Ascomycota; Dothideomycetes; Pleosporales; Pleosporaceae
Product: serine threonine kinase fungal-specific transcription factor
Biological process (GO): DNA-templated transcription; regulation of DNA-templated transcription
Cellular component (GO): nucleus
Molecular function (GO): DNA-binding transcription factor activity, RNA polymerase II-specific; DNA binding; zinc ion binding
Source: RefSeq, a predicted model, not a curated record
AUGACUGGAGAGAAUGCACCGCGGCUAACUGGAGCAGCGACUGCUUACCCGCAUCCAUCACCCCGGCAGCCAUCUUCCCCCGUGCAGCAACAGCAACAUCAUCAUCAUCAUCAGCAGCAGCAGCAGCCACACCAUCAUCAGUCUCCACUAGCUCAGCUGUCACCCUCAACCGUCAAAGCAUCUCCCCAGCAGACCCCGGGACUCCUUGAUGCCAUCGGCGGGAGUGCCGAGCCCUCAGCAAAAAGAGGCAUGCGCUCGCAAAUUGCGUGUGCCAGAUGCCGCCGAAGUAAGACCAAGUGCGUAAACGCUGGUCAGGGUACGACGUGCGAGGCUUGCGCAAACACCAAGCGCGACUGUAUUUGGGAUCACGCCGCCGCGGCCACCAUCACCGGCCCGCUGCGGCGUGAUAGUACUGCCGACCUCGACGCUCCGCCAAAGAAGCGUCGCAAACUUUUAGCUCCUACAGCAACGCCAGCCCAGCGUCCUGUUGAGGGACUGGGCACAUACGAAGAUGCCCUCCAAUCACCUUUACUGACAGCCCAAGUUUGGGAAGAGCUGUUUGUCAUUUACGAAAAACACUUCUCUAUUGACUUCCCCUUCCUACACAAAAGGACCUUCUUAAGUGCUGUGCAGCAACAACUGCCGUCGGCCAACUUCUCUGAUGCCAAGUCUCCGGCCCAGACCCAAGCGCCACAGCCAUAUCCGCCGUUACUGUUGGCUUUCCUCACCCAGACUGCCCGAUUCCACGACAAGCUGGUACAGCAUGGACAGGAUGCUAUCAAGACUGCCGAGUUUUAUGCCCAGGCGACGCGCACGCAAAUGGGCACUGAUAUUUUCGGCCUGCCCAGUCUAGAAAAGAUUCAGACCCUCCUCUUGCUGGGCUACUAUGAGUGGACCGCCCUACAAGGCGUCGAGGGCUGGAUCAAGAUCGGGAUUGCUAUAAGAUGUGCCAUAGUCCUUGGCUACCCGCAUCUAGACGUCGAUCACAAAGGACAGCCGAUACCACUCCGAAAGGACGAUAGCAAUCUUUCCGAGAAAGACCAUGUCAUCCUGCGAGAAACUCAACGCCGCACCUUCUGGAGUUGUUGCCUUAUGGACUCCUAUCUGAGUUGGGGCGAAAAUCGUCCCCCAAUGUUGAGGCCAGAGCAUUUCCAGAGAACCCAGCUUGUGUGUAGUGAUGAGGCAUUUAAUUAUGGACGUAAAGCACGUACAAGACUACUGGGUGAAGACGAUGAAGCGUACGCGAGACGCAGAAAGGCGUGGGACGACCAUGCAAAGAGUAUCAAUAGCGACCACAACGGUCCCCAUCAAUCCGAUAGUGGCAGAUGGGAGAUUGGAGAACACGAGGCUGAGCUCACUUGGUACAUCAAAGUUGUUGUCGUCUUUGGUGAGAUUGUCUGGUGGUCUUGCAACAGUGGAAGACGGCAGGAAGGCAAAACCCCACCAUGGAACCCAACAACGACGUUCAAAAAACUCGAAGACAAACUCAAGCGGCUGAAGCACGACCUGCCCAAGGAUCUUCAGCUCACGCCAGACAAUACCGAGGAUCGAGUUUUUACCAACCCCGGCAAAUACGUUUCAAUACAUGCCAUGUAUACCUUGUGCUUCAUUUGGCUAUACAGGGAGUACAUGCCCACGUCGCCAUGGGCAUUGACUCGUCCCGUGGGUCCCUUGGACGAACCAACCAUCGACGAACCCCCUCCUGAACCAGACUAUUGGAUCAACCAAGCCAAAGAUUGCGCAAAAGCCUGUAGCGAUUUCACGAACUUGCUUCAUAAAAUCGGUUUCCCUAAAGCUCGCAGCAACCCAGUGCAAACCCCCAUGGUAGCGUUUGCUUGUUUUGCUGUGGGAAUAUGCACCAUAUAUUGUCACUAUUUCCCGAACAUGGAUCCAGAUAGCGUCAUUUCAUCGCGCCUGGAACCUAGGGCUCACGAUGUCGCGAAUAGCUUCCUGCUUCACAUUCUAGACCGCUUCAAGAUGGCUCGCUCGUGGAUCUGUCAACUGGCCGAGUGGCAAAGAUACUAUCGCGAAGAAAGGAAAAAGUACAAGAAAUUUGGUGGCAAUGUUGACGAUUCUCCAAAGACCAAUUCCAGCGAUGGACAUGGCAGCGGCGGGCUGAAAGACUAUACGACAUUCUUCGAAAAGAUGCACAAGCAAUUUGGGAAUACCACCAGUGACGACAGCCAUUGGGCUACCAAAGAGGCGGACCUAGCCGAUACUAGGUUACCACACGACGAGGAUUCUGCAGAACGCACCCUUCCUCCUAUUGUUGCCGCGAUCAAACAUGAGAAAGAACGGGCACCUGACGACAAAUCUAAUCAACAUGCUGUGGCACCAGCCAAUUUCACAGCUGUUAAUCAAUCACAGCCUUCGGUCGUGGCUGCCUAUGGACCUCAAGUCAGCGCUCAUAACGCCUACAGCGACAACAACAAUCCUCAGUACUCUGUACAGCGCCCACCGCUGUCUUAUCAAAACAAUUACCCUGUGACUAUGACUCCCGAGCGAAACAAUUUUACCCCGCAGUUUCAACCACCACCGCCAUCGGUUCCAGUUAAUACCACAUAUCAGAGCCAAGGCUGGAUACAACCCAUGGAUAUGAAUGCUGCUAGAACAGCUAUGGAGAACGUGGGCCAAGAGUCUAUCAAUAAUUGGAAUACUUUCGACCCUCUCAUGUCAGCUACACCAGGGCAGUAUCCCAACAUGUCUUGGGACGCUAUGAAUUACGACGACAAUAACAACACACCCUUUUACGCACCGGGUGCUGCUCCUAAUUAUGCAAAUCACCAGCAGCACUGA